CGGGCGCGUCCCCGCCGCCUCCGGAGCCGGGGCCAUGUGGCGCAGCAGGGCCGAGGUGGAGCGCUACAUUGCCUCGGUGCAGGGGUCCGCCCCCUCGCCCCGAGAGAAGUCAAUGAAAGGCUUCCUUUUCGCUAAGCUGUAUUAUGAAGCCAAAGAAUACGAUCUGGCUAAAAGGUACAUAUCGAAUUACCUUAAUGUCCAAGAGCGAGAUCCCAAAGCCCAUAAGUUCCUGGGCCAGCUGUACGAAGCAGAGGAAAACCUGGACAAAGCCGUCGGCUGCUACAAGCGUUCGGUCGAAUUAAACCCUACGCAAAAAGAUCUUGUCCUGAAGAUUGCAGAAUUGCUGUGUAAAAACGACCCUACCGACGGAAGAGCGAAGUACUGGGUUGAGAGAGCUGCCAAACUUUUCCCUGGAAAUACCUCAGUCUACAGAAUGAAGGAGCAGCUUUUAGAUUGUAAAGGCGAAGAUGGAUGGAAUCAACUUUUCGACCUAAUCCAGUCGGAGCUCUACGUGAGACCUGAUGAUGUGUACGUGAACAUCCGACUGAUCGAGUUAUAUCGGGCAAACAAAAGACUACAAGAUGCGGUGGCUCAUUGUCAAGCAGCAGAGAAAAACGCGGCGUUGCGAAGAAGCUUGGAAUGGAAUUCCUGUGUAGUUCACACACUUAAGGAAUAUCUGGAAUCACUACAGUGUUUGGAGUCCAAUAAAAGCAACUGGCGAGCAACUAAUAAAGAUUUACUUCUGGCUUAUGCCAACCUGACACUUCUUACCCUUUCCACCAGGGAUGUGCAGGAAAGUAGACGGUUACUGGAAAGUUUUGACGCCGCCCUUCAGUCCGUGAAAUCCUUCGCGAGUGGGGCCGACGAGCUCUCGGUUACUUUCUUGGAAAUGCGAGGUCACUUCUACAUGCACGCCGGGACUCUGCUCUUGAAAAUGGCCCAGCACAGUGAGGUGCAGUGGAGAGCUCUGGCCGAAUUGGCAGCUCUGUGCUAUCUGGUAGCGUUUCAGGUUCCGAGACCAAAGACCAAACUCAUAAAGGGCAAUGAGGCGGGGCAGGAUUUGCUGGAAACGAUGGCCUGCGAUCGGCUCAGCCAGUCAGGACAUAUGCUGUUAAACUUAAGUCGCGGCAAGCAGGAUUUCAUCAAGGAAGUCGUGGAAUCAUUUGCCAAUAAGAGCGGGCAGUCCGCUCUGUUUGAUGUCUUGUUUAACAGUCAGUCAUCGAAGGACAGAUCUUUCCUGGGCAGCGAUGACAUCGGCAACGUCGGGGUGCAGACCCCGGAACCUACCGAGUUGGCUAGAUACGACAUCGGCGCCAUUCGAAUGCACAACGGGAGUCUCCAGCACCUCACUUGGCUUGGCUUACAGUGGAACUCGAUGUCCACCUCACCCGCGAUCCGCAAGUGGCUGAAGCAGCUCUUUCAUCACUUACCCCAGGAGACCUCGAGACCGGAAACCAACGUCCCUGAGUCGAUCUGUAUAUUAGAUCUAGAAGUGUUUCUGCUCGGAGUGGUAUUUACCAGCCACUUACAAUUGCAGGAGAAAUCCGGUUGUCAGUUCAGCUUACACCAGCCUCCCUCCUUGCCCCUGCCGGUGUGUAAACAGCUUUGUACAGAACGGCAGAAGUCGUGGUGGGAUGCCGUCGUCAGUCUCAUCCAGAGGAAAGCGGCACCCGGUACUUCUGCCAAACUACGCCUCCUGGUUCAGCACGAAAUCAGUACCCUGAGAGGCUUGGGGAAGCACGGUCUCCAGCCGUCUUUGAUAAUACACUGGGCGAAAAAUCUUCAGAAAACAGGAAGCGGUCUCAAUUCUUUCUACGAUCAGCGGGAGUACAUAGGACGGAGUGUUCACUAUUGGAAGAAAGUAUUGCCCCUGUUGAAGACAAUCAAAAAGAAGAACAGCAUUCCCGAACCCAUCGAUCCUCUGUUUAAGCAUUUUCACAGUGCGGAUAUUCAGGCCUGCGAAGCUGGAGACUACGAAGAGGAGGCGUACAUCGCGUUUGCUAUGUUGGAUGCGGUAGAUGGGAAAACGGAGGACGCGAUGGUCGCCUUUGAAGCUAUUAAAAAUGUCGCUGCUUAUUGGAAUCUGGCCCUGAUUUUCCACAGGAAAGCCGAAGACCUGGAGAAUGACGCGCUCUCUCCGGAAGAACAAGAAGAGUGCAAAAACUACCUAAGGAAGUGUAGAGACUACCUAAUAAAAAUUUCCGACGAAACCUGCUCAGAUCCUUCAGUUGUCAAGAAGUUACCUGUGACACUAGAAUCUGUGAAAGAGAUGCUGAAUUCUGUGAUGCACGAACUUGAAUAUGGUGGAGACCCCUUUUACAAGAAUAAUUCGUCACAGAACGCCGAUUCCGAAAUACAACACUCUACUCCUUCUCCCACUAAGUACUCCCUAUCACCGAGUAAAAGCUACAAGUUUUCUCCUAAGACGCCACCUCGCUGGGCGGAAGAUCAGAACUCUUUGCUGAAAAUGAUCUGCCAGCAAGUAGAAGCUAUUAAAAAAGAAAUGCACGAAUUGAAAUUAAACAGCAGCAACUCUACUGGGUCUCCUCACCGCUGGCCUGCAGAUGGUUAUGGAACAGAGUCCGUGCCGGAUGGUUAUCAGGGAACCCAAAAUUUUCAGGGUGCCCCGCUAACAGUGGCAACCACCGGGCCUUCAGGGUAUUACAAUCAGUCUCCGGCCUAUAAUUCCCAAUAUCUCCUGAGAACAGCAGCUAAUGUAACACCCACAAAGGCCCCAGUGUACGGAAUGAAUAGGCUUACUCCCCAACAGCAUAUUUAUGCCUACCCGCAGCAGAUGCACACUCCGCCUCUGCAGAACACCUCUACGUGUAUGUUCUCUCAAGAAAUGUACGGUCCCCCCUUGCGGUUCGAUUCCCCCGCCGCCGGACUCAUGUCUCCCCGGGGGGAUGAAUACUUCAAUUACAACGUCCCUCAGGCCAACGUAAAUCCACCCUUGCCGGAGCCGGGUUAUUUCACCAAGCCCUCGGCGCCGCCCCCCCAGCCCUCAAAAUCCGCCGACCCCAAGGUCAUCGAAUUCGGGAAGCCUAACUUCGGAAAAGCGGCGCCGGCCGAGGGAGCGAGGCAGCCCUCGAGCACGCCGGCCCCAGCGGCCCAGCCCACCCCCUUUAAAUUCAACUCGAACUUCAAAUCCAACGACGGCGACUUCACGUUUUCCUCUCCUCAGGCGGCGGCCCCGCCGCUCACGUCGACCUUUAACAACAGCGAAAGCCUUCUGGGGCUCUUGACGUCGGAUAAGCCUCUACAAGACGAUCGCUUCGCUGGGCCCAAACCCGCCCCCUGUCAGACCGCCGGGCAGAGGAACGCGUUCGGUUUCGGGAGCAAAACCAUCCCCGGCAUCUCGGGGCAACCGAAAACCCCCGUUUUCGGGAGGAGCGACGAGGGGUUUUCCUUCCAGGACGCCGGGAGGGCAAAAUUCGGCUCCCCUUCCGCGGACCCGGCCAACAAGAGCCACGAGACGGACGUGGGAAGCGCCCACGGAGACGACGACGACGACGGGCCUCACUUUGAACCCGUGGUGCCGCUCCCCGAUAAGAUAGAAGUCAAAACGGGCGAAGAAGAUGAAGAGGAGUUCUUCUGCAAUCGAGCCAAGCUCUUCCGCUUCGAUGCGGAAUCCAAAGAGUGGAAGGAGAGAGGCGUCGGAAAUGUGAAAAUCUUAAGGCACAAGGUGUCCGGUAAAUUCCGCCUGCUCAUGAGAAGAGAGCAGGUCCUGAAGAUCUGCGCCAAUCACUAUAUCAACACGGAUAUGAAGCUGACCCCCAAUACUGGGUCGGACAAAUCGUUCGUAUGGCACGCCCUCGAUUACGCGGAUGAGUCGCCGAAACCCGAACAGCUCGCUAUUCGGUUCAAGACGCCCGAGGAAGCGAUGCUCUUCAAGCUCAAGUUCGAAGAGGCCCAGAACAUUCUGAGAGGCCCGGGCCCGGCGGUCUGCCCAAGCCCAAGUGUCGGGGGGUCGAAAGAAUCCACGGUCCAGGGGAACAAGGAUCCCGGCAAACCCGCCUCCGGGAAUCUGAACUUCGGAUUCCAGAUCCCGAAGAAAGAAGGAACGUGGGAUUGUGACCGCUGCUCGGUGAGGAACGCUGCGACGGCCGAGAGGUGUGUUUCCUGUCAAAAUGUAAAUCCGAGCGAUACGGAACAGCCGGUUCCCCCGUUAGGCGAAACCCCGACGGCUUUUAAGCAGAACAGAGAUAACCCUCAGGAUAGGUUUGGAUCGGUAUUUCCCAAGAAAGAAGGUCACUGGGAUUGCAGCGUCUGUUUGGUGAGAAAUGAACCUCUGGCCUCCAAGUGCAUUGCUUGCCAGAAUACAAGCUCUGGGAGCGCCAAUAUCCCUCCCUUUAGUCAACAGCCUACCUUCAAAUUUGGCCAGGGCAAUUUGUCUAAGCCCGUGGCCACCGAUUUCAGGACCCUGUUUUUGAAGAAGGAAGGGCAGUGGGAUUGUAGCGUGUGCCUGGUCCGGAAUGAAGCCGACUCCUCGAAAUGUGCCGCGUGCCAGAAUCCAAAUUCCCAGAGCCGGCCCACCUUCGCUUCUCGACUUCCCCCGGCUCCAAAGUUCGGUCCUCCGGAGGCCGGCAAGGCCGCCCAGGUUGGUUUUGACAAAAUGUUUGCCAAAAAGGAAGGAGAGUGGGAUUGCAGCGUGUGUCUGGUCCGGAAUGAAGCCGGCGCCUCCAAGUGUGUCGCGUGCCAGAGUCCGAAUUCGGAGAACCGACCCCUCUGUCCCGCUCCGGCUCCUCCCGCUCCGAAGUUGGGUCUUCCGGAGGCCGGCAAGGCCGCCCAGGGUGGUUUUGACAUAAUGUUUGCCAAAAAGGAAGGACAGUGGGAUUGCAACGUGUGUCUGGUCCGGAAUGAAGCCGGCGCCUCCAAGUGCGUGGCGUGUCAGAGUCCGAAUUCACAGAGCCAACCCACCUACGCCGCUCCGGCUCCUCCCGCUCCGAAGUUCGGUUCUUCGGAGGCCGGCAAGCCUCCCCAGGGUGGUUUCGACGGACUCUUUACUAAAAAGGAAGGGCAGUGGGAUUGCAGCGUGUGCUUGGUACGAAACGAGAACGCCGCUUCGAAAUGCGUGGCCUGCGAGACGCCCAAUCCAGCGGGGAAACCCGAAGCGGUUUCGGCUUUCACGUUUGGCAUCAAGAGUAAGUCAUCGGAACCUUCCGGGAGCCAGGCGGGACCGGGAUUUAAAUUCGGCCAAGGAGUGCAGGGAUUUAAAUUUGGCCUCGCGGAGCAGGGUGUGAAAUUCGGCCAGGCCGAACAAGGAAGCUCCCCGGCUUCUUUCCCGUUUCAGCUUCCCUCCGGCACGGAAACGGCGGCCGCCUCCACGGAAGGAUUUAGCUUUGCGAAGCCGGUGCCUGCCGGCGGGUUCAAAUUUGGCAUCCGGGAGCCGAAGGAGCAAGAAAAAAAGAACGAGCCCCCCCCGGCAGGUGAAACGGGCCCCCAGUCUCGAGACCCCAGUAAGAAGCAAGGCGGUGGCGACCUGGUUUUUGGCCAGAGCAGCAGCACCUUCACCUUCGCCGACCUCGCCAAGACCUCUUCGGGCGACGGAUUUCAGUUCGGCCAAAAGGAUCCCGAUUUCAAGGGCUUCUCGGGGGCGGGCGAGAAACUGUUCUCGUCCCAGGGCGGUCGGGGGGCGGCUCAGGUGGCCAACACCUCGGCCGAUUCCGAGAAGGACGACGACGCCUAUAAGACGGAGGAGAGCGACGACAUCCACUUCGAACCCGUGGUGCAGAUGCCCGAAAAAGUGGAGCUCGUUACGGGAGAAGAGGAUGAGAAAGUGCUGUAUUCCCAGCGGGUGAAGUUGUUUCGGUUCGACGCAGAGAUAAGCCAGUGGAAAGAACGGGGCCUAGGGAACCUGAAGAUCUUGAAGAACGAAGUCAACGGCAAACUCCGGAUGCUGAUGCGGCGGGAGCAGGUCCUGAAGGUGUGUGCCAACCACUGGAUAACCACCACGAUGAACCUCAAGCCCCUGUCCGGUUCUGACAGGGCGUGGAUGUGGUUAGCCAGCGACUUCUCCGAUGGCGACGCCAAGCUGGAGCAGCUGGCCGCCAGGUUCAAGACCCCCGAGCUGGCCGAAGAAUUCAAGCAGAAGUUUGAAGAGUGCCAGCGACUCCUGCUAGAUAUCCCGCUUCAGACCCCUCACAAGCUGGUAGAUACCGGCCGAGCGGCCAAGCUGAUCCAGAGGGCCGAAGAGAUGAAGAGCGGGCUGAAGAACCUCAAGACGUUCUUGACCAACGACAAGGCGAAACUCACCGAGGAGGAGACGAGAAACUCGGGCCCGGGCGCCGGGCCUUCCGAGUCGGUGAUAAAGGCCCUGCCGGAGAACAGUGGGCCCGCUCCGGAGUGGGGGAGCUACGAUCUGCGGGACGACGCCUUGGACGACAGCGUGAGCAGCAGUUCGGUCUACGCCUCCCCGUUAGCCAGCAGCCCCGUGCGGAAAAACCUCUUCCGCUUCGGGGAGUCCACGGCGGGGUUCAAUUUCAGCUUCAAAUCCGCCCUGAGCCCCUCGAAGUCCCCUGCCAGGCUGAAUCAGAGCGGGGCCUCCGUCGGCACCGACGAAGAGUCCGACGUCACUCAGGAAGAGGAGAGAGACGGGCAGUACUUCGAACCCGUCGUGCCGUUGCCCGAUCUGAUAGAGGUGUCCAGCGGCGAGGAAAACGAGCAGGUGGUCUUCAGUCACAGGGCCAAACUGUACAGGUACGACAAAGACGCCGGUCAGUGGAAAGAGAGGGGAAUCGGCGACAUAAAGAUCUUACAGAACUACGACAACAAGCGCGCGCGCAUAGUCAUGAGGCGGGAUCAGGUUCUGAAGCUCUGUGCCAAUCACCGCAUAACCCCGGACAUGAACUUGCAGAAGAUGAAAGGGGCCGAGAGAGCCUGGGUGUGGACCGCCUGCGAUUUCGCAGAAGGAGAAAGGAAAGUGGAAUAUCUAGCGGUCCGUUUCAAGCUGCAGGACGUCGCCGAUUCGUUCGGGCAGAUUUUCGACGAAGCCAAGCGGGCCCAGGAAACGCAGACUCUCAUAAGUCCCCGCUUCGCCCGGGCCCCUACCCCCCGAGAAUCCCCCUGCGGCAAAGUCGCGGUAGCCGUGCUGGAAGAGACGACGAGAGAGAGGACCGACCUCAGCCGGAGCGAGGAGGAGGCCGAGGCGGCCCCGGAAGCCCCGGAGGUACCCGGCGCUUCCGAGACGCCGACGAAAGCCGUCGUCUCGCCCCCGAAGUUCGUGUUCGGCUCCGAGUCGGUCAAGAGCAUUUUCAGCAACGAGAAAUCCAAACCCUUUACCUUCGGAAAUAACUCGGCUACGGGGUCUCUGUUCGGAUUCAGCUUCAACGCGCCGUCCAAAAGCAGAAGCGACGAAGAUAUUUCCGAAGCCCAGAGCGGGAGGAAAAGAGAAGUGGAAUCCCCGGGCACGUCCGUCGUCGGAGAGGCUUCGGACGGCGGUCCCCGGAGCCUCUUGGCCAAGCCGACCUCCUCGACUCCUUUCACGUUCGAAACACUAGAAAAGGACGAGGCGAAGAAGAAACCCGAAGAAGAGCCUCCUUCCGACGACGUUCUCGUUGUGUACGAGCUGAAGCCCACCCCUGAGCAAAAAGCCCUCGCCGAUGAUCUGCAGCUCCCGUCAACUUUCUUCUGCUACAAGAACAAGCCGGGCUACUUCAGCGAGGAAGACGACGACGACGAAGACUUUGACACGGCGGUCAGGAAACUUAAUGGAAAGCUCUAUCCGGACAGUCCAAGGAAGAGUAAGGUGUCCCAAGAGUCUGUGGCAGGCCUUGCCAAAGCGAGUCCAGAGAGCGAAAAGGAAUGCGUCAUCGUCUGGGAAAAGAAACCAACACCCGAAGAGAAGGCGAGAGCGGAAACACUGCAACUCCCGCCUACCUUCUUCUGUGGCGUUGGCAGCGACACCGACGACGACGACGACCCUCUAGAAGACUUUCAGACGGAAUUUCGGAAAGCUCAGGAAGCCGAAAAACCUCAAGAUGAGGCGGUCUCCAGUUCGACCGACGCGGCGUCGAACGGUGAGAAGAAAAUCCCUGCUGCGUUUACCUGUAAGUCCGAAGAACCCGAUUCUACCACUGAGUCUGUCGAGGUCGCCCGGCUAUCCUCUGGGGCUGACGACAGACCUGUGGAUUUGUCAACUAAAAAAGAGACCGAAGCCGAUUCCGUAAGCCCAGUGCCGGAGAACCGGACCAUCUCCUUUGGAUUUGGCACCAGCACUGGGCUUUCCUUUGCAGAUUUGGCUUCCAAAAAUUCUGGGGAUUUUGCUUUUGGUUCGAAAGAUAAAAACUUCCAAUGGGCAAAUACUGGAGCAGCUGUAUUUGGAAUGCAGGCAGUCAGCAAAGGUGAAGAUGACGAUGGAAGUGACGAAGAAGUUGUGCAUAGUGACGACAUCCACUUUGAACCGAUAGUGUCCUUACCGGAGGUGGAAGUAAAAUCCGGAGAAGAAGACGAAGAGAUCCUAUUCAAAGAGAGGGCCAAACUCUACCGAUGGGACCGAGACGUCAGUCAGUGGAAGGAGCGGGGAGUCGGAGAGCUAAAAAUCCUCUUCCACACCAUGAAGAAGUACUACCGGAUCCUGAUGAGAAGAGACCAAGUCCUGAAAGUGUGUGCAAAUCACGUCAUUACCAAAACAAUGGAAUUAAAGCCUUUAAACACGUCAAACAACGCCCUGGUCUGGACGGCCUCGGACUAUGCAGACGGGGAAGCAAAAGUAGAACAACUUGCGGUGCGAUUUAAAACCCAAGAAAUGGCGGAUUCCUUUAAGAGGCGAUUUGAAGAAUGUCAGCACAACUUGUCCGAGCUCCAGAAAGGACAGGCGUCCUUGGCCGAAGAGCUGUCGAGGGAGACCAACCCCGUGGUGUUUUUCGAAGUCAGUGCCGACGAUGAACCGCUCGGACGUAUCACCAUGGAAUUGUUUGCAAAUAUCGUUCCUCAGACAGCAGAGAACUUCAGAGCGCUGUGCACCGGAGAGAAGGGCUUUGGUUUCAGAAAUUCCAUCUUUCACAGAGUAGUUCCAGAUUUUGUGUGCCAGGGAGGAGAUAUCACUAAGCGGGACGGAACCGGAGGACGCUCCAUUUACGGAAGCACGUUCGAAGACGAGAACUUUGACGUGAGGCAUACCAGUCCCGGCUUGUUGUCCAUGGCAAAUCGCGGCCGGGACACCAACAACUCUCAGUUCUUCAUCACGCUGAAGAAAGCCGAACAUCUGGACUUUAAACACGUGGUAUUUGGGUUUGUUAAGGAAGGUAUGGAUACUGUGAAGAAGAUAGAAUCGUUCGGUUCUCCCAAAGGGGUAGUGAGUAAAAGAAUUACCAUCACCGACUGCGGGCAGAUUUAAAGGACGACCGCUCUCCCGUCGCGAACCUUCUCUGUAAAAACCGUUCAAUCGAAGCUUAGCUGUUAUAGGCGGUAAUGGUGAUUAUGUUCAGCUUUUUUUUAAAAAAAAUGGACAUUUCAGAUGUAUAAAUGUAAAAUUGCAGCUUAUAGCUGUUGUCAUUUUUUUAACGUGUUAUAAUCGACCCCGCACGGCGUGUUAGAAAUAAAGCUUUCUUAAGCACUGGUCUGUU
Molecule: messenger RNA, 9566 nt
Organism: Ornithorhynchus anatinus (platypus)
Lineage: Eukaryota; Metazoa; Chordata; Mammalia; Monotremata; Ornithorhynchidae
Gene: RANBP2
Product: RAN binding protein 2
Exons: 29
Coding region: 35-9337 (3100 amino acids)
Biological process (GO): protein peptidyl-prolyl isomerization; NLS-bearing protein import into nucleus; protein folding
Cellular component (GO): intracellular membrane-bounded organelle; nuclear pore; cytoplasm
Molecular function (GO): protein binding; GTPase activator activity; peptidyl-prolyl cis-trans isomerase activity
Source: RefSeq, a predicted model, not a curated record